UAGACCGGCCAGUUCUUCUAUCCAUCUUCUUCUUCUUCUUCUUCUUCUCUCUCGCCGGGGUCCCCAAAAAGGUAGUCAAGUUCAACUUUUUCUCCUUUUUCUCCCUUUGCUGGAUUCGAUUUCAAUUCUUUGGGAAACGUUUCCGUCUCUCUCUAUCUCUCCUCUAAGUGAGUAAGCAACUUGUGGAAUUCGAUCGGCGAGGAGGAUGCACACCUCCGAGCUUCUCCGCUUCUCUUCUCUAUGUGCCGCCAUCUGCUUUGGCUUCCUCCUUGUCCUCGAUUGACCCUUCUUUUUUCCCUCGAGCGUACAUGAUGAUGAGUGCACUCUGGGUGGUGGUGAUGUUGCUGGGAGUUACUCCAUGGAGGAGCAUCCACUGCCUCGAUGUGAAGCAGGAGAAGAGGCUGCUAGUAGCCAUGACUCUUGUCCCCCACGCAGGUUCCACCGGAGCAGUGUGCCUGGACGGGAGCCCACCGGCUUACCACCUCCACGGAGGGCUCGGCAGCGGCGCUCGCAACUGGCUGCUGCAGUUCGAGGGAGGAGGGUGGUGCAAUGACGUGGAGUCGUGUGCGGCGCGGUCAAAGACGCGACGGGGGUCAACCCGGUACAUGAACAAGCUGGAGGUGUUCUCCGGGAUCCUAAGCAACGACUCCACCGCCAACCCCGACUUCUACGACUGGAACCGAGUGAAGCUUCGCUACUGCGAUGGCGCCUCCUUUGGUGGCGACUCGGAGUUCCUCAACAGCACGACUACUCUUUACUUCAGAGGGCAAAGGAUAUGGAAAGCUAUUGUUCUUGAUCUUCUCCCGAAAGGCUUAAUCCAGGCAGACAAGGUAUUGCUUUCAGGCUGUUCUGCCGGGGGUUUAGCUUCAUUUCUUCACUGCGAUGAUCUCACCAGGUUCGUACCAGAGACGGCCACCGUCAAAUGCAUAAGCGACGCCGGGUUCUUCCUCGAUGUGAGAGAUGUCUCAGGACAGUCCACCAUAAGAUCCUUCUUCAGUAGCCUUGUCAGUCUGCAGGUCAGAUUUCUGCUGCUGUUUGUUCUUUCUUUGACAUUUAGGUUUGCAAAACUGGAUGUUGUGCCGCAGGGAGUGCAGAAGAAUUUGAAUCCAAAUUGCACAUCUUCUUAUGGCCUUUUUGCCUAUCAGUGCUUCUUUCCACAGCAUGCAUUGAGCUACAUCAGAACACCAUACUUCAUCUUGAACUCAGCUUACGAUGUAUACCAGUUCCAUCAUAUAUUUGUGCCACCAUCUGCUGAUCCGCGAGGACGCUGGUACCGCUGCAAGCUAAAUCCAAUGGCGUGCAGCCCAAUCCAAAUAGCUAUUCUGCAAGUAACGCACCAAUACUGCAACCGCUUGGUUUCAGGUUUCAGGAAUGAGAUGCUCAAAGCUCUCGAAUCAUUUGAAGGAUCACAAAAUGGUGGGAUGUUCAUAAACUCCUGCUUUACGCAUUGCCAGAGUGAACUGCAAGAAGCAUGGUUUGGCCCCAAUUCUCCAAGACUGCACAACAAGACUAUUGCAGAGGUUGUUGGUGAUUGGUACUUUGGCAGAGGGAUGGCCAAGGAAGUUGAUUGUCCAUAUCCUUGUGAUUCCACAUGUGACGACUUGAUACCAUCGAAUCAGGGAAGGGAGGUGCCUUCGACAACCCCCCUUCGUACAUGCACCAUUGGAUGCCCGCUGUUUGUGAUAUGUCUCCUGUUGCCGCUCAUGAUAAUUUGAAGGAUAUGGUCUUUGUAUUUGAUUCCUCUCAACUUAUGAUACACAUUAUCUGAGUAAAGACAGAUGAGUGAUUUAUAGGUGCAAUCAUUAUGAUACUAUUAGUGUAAAUAACCUUAAGUCGUUGCGCCGACGUGAUUUGGUUUGGGUCUGGAUGACGGAGAUCUUUACGAAAUGACCUUCGAGCCCACCGAGGCGAUCGUGUGCUGUGGCAUAGACAGUGUCGUUGUCUCCUCCGAGCAGGAACUCCUCACCUUCGCGUCUCCCAAGGACCUUCGGCCUCGCCCCUACACAAAGGUCGGAUCGGGAUGCUCGGCCCGACCCCUCCAACGAUCAAGUUAGCUGAUGUCAAAGAAAAUUCAAAUAAAGAAGUCUUUUUUUUCUGCC
This is a messenger RNA of Musa acuminata AAA Group (dessert banana), 2099 nucleotides long. Its product is annotated as pectin acetylesterase 9-like. Gene Ontology annotation, biological process: cell wall organization. Gene Ontology annotation, cellular component: plant-type cell wall. The transcript is spliced from 12 exons. The coding region runs from base 309 to 1715 and encodes 468 amino acids. Gene Ontology annotation, molecular function: pectin acetylesterase activity. The record is from RefSeq and is a predicted model, not a curated record. Lineage: Eukaryota; Viridiplantae; Streptophyta; Magnoliopsida; Zingiberales; Musaceae.